CUCGCCUUCGGCUGACGCUGACGUCGGAUGAGUGAUCCGGAGGGACGCUCCGACCGCGGCCGGGAGGCUCCUGGGGGCCGAGGCUCCGAGGUUAUAAUAUAACUUAUCCUCUCAUGCUUUUUUCCUGCCCCUUCUCCCCAAAUCAUCAACAAUAGAAGAAGAAGAAAACAUGUCAGGACACAAAUGUUAUCCCUGGGACUUACAGGAUCGAUACGCUCAAGAUAAGUCAGUUGUAAAUAAGAUGCAACAGAAGUAUUGGGAGACGAAGCAGGCCUUUAUUAAAGCCACAGGGAAGAAGGAAGAUGAACAUGUUGUUGCCUCUGAUGCAGACCUGGAUGCCAAGCUAGAGCUGUUUCAUUCAAUUCAGAGAACCUGUCUGGACUUAUCGAAAGCAAUUGUACUCUAUCAAAAGAGGAUAUGUUUCUUGUCUCAAGAAGAAAAUGAACUGGGAAAAUUUCUUCGAUCCCAAGGCUUCCAAGAUAAAACCAGAGCAGGAAAGAUGAUGCAAGCAACAGGAAAGGCCCUCUGCUUUUCUUCCCAGCAAAGGUUGGCCUUACGAAAUCCUUUGUGUCGAUUUCACCAAGAAGUGGAGACUUUUCGGCAUCGGGCCAUCUCAGAUACUUGGCUGACGGUGAACCGCAUGGAACAGUGCAGGACGGAAUAUAGAGGAGCACUAUUAUGGAUGAAGGACGUGUCUCAGGAGCUUGAUCCAGACCUCUACAAGCAAAUGGAGAAGUUCAGGAAGGUACAAACGCAAGUGCGCCUUGCAAAAAAAAACUUUGACAAAUUGAAGAUGGAUGUGUGUCAAAAAGUGGAUCUUCUUGGAGCAAGCAGAUGCAAUCUCUUGUCUCACAUGCUAGCAACAUACCAGACCACUCUGCUUCAUUUUUGGGAGAAAACUUCUCACACUAUGGCAGCCAUCCAUGAGAGUUUCAAAGGUUAUCAACCAUAUGAAUUUACUACUUUAAAGAGCUUACAAGACCCUAUGAAAAAAUUAGUUGAGAAAGAAAAGAAGAAGAAAAUCACCCAGCAGGAAAGUACAGAUGCAGCCGUGCAGGAGCCGAGUCAAUUAAUUUCAUUAGAGGAAGAAAACCAGCGCAAGGAAUCCACUAGUUUUAAGACUGAAGAUGGAAAAAGUAUUUUAUCUGCCUUAGACAAAAGUUCUACACAUACUGCAUGCUCAGGACCCAUAGAUGAACUAUUAGACAUGAAACCUGAGGAAGGUGCUUGCCUGGGACCAGUGGCAGGGACCCCGGAACCUGAAGGUGCUGACAAAGAUGACCUGCUGCUGUUGAGUGAGAUCUUCAAUGCUUCCUCCCUGGAAGAGGGCGACUUCAGCAAAGAGUGGGCUGCUGUGUUUGGAGACGGCCAAGUGAAGGAGCCAGUGCCCACUAUGGCCCUGGGAGAGCCAGACCCCAAGCCCCAGACAGGCUCAGGUUUCCUUCCUUCGCAGCUUUUAGACCAAAAUAUGAAAGACUUACAGGCCUCGCUGCAAGUGGCUGCCUGGGGAAUGUGAGGAUUGUCCCAAAGCACAAUCACUGGCUCCUCCCGGCAAGGCCAUGAUAACGCUCAGAAGACCUCCUGAGACCCUUGAGGAGGUUAGAAGGAAGGGGAAACAAGCGUGUAGCAUAUUUUCACUAGAGUCAUCUUUAAGAUAUUUUGAUAUCCCCUAGCAAGAAUAGAGAUAGGCUAAUCCAGCGAAAUCAGUCAUGCCCCAUACAGUUUCCUUGGGCCAUCUCCUUCAUGACUAAAGACAGAUGAGUGACUCCCUUUUUUUAGGCAGUACCCUGCCCACUCCCCCACCAACUAAGCUAUAGUGAGCUCUCUUGUCUCUGAUAAUCGUAUCAAGAUAAACCAGAUGAUUCCAGGGCUAAUUGCACAUGGAAUUCAAUGUUACAUAGUAAUAACUUGCAUAUUACCAACAAGUCUUGAUAUAGUUUUCUCACCUUCAUAGAUACACUGAUUUUUACAUGUAGAUACAUUGAUAUCUACAAAAGACUUUUUUUACAAAAAGAGAAAGGGAGGGGAAUCAGAAGUAUAAAGUGAUCAGUACACUAUCUUAGCAUUUCAGUGCCAUUUUGAUGAAAGGAUCAAAGGCCCUGUUUAUAUUGAUAUAAUCCCAUUGCCUCUAUCCCCUCACUAACCACUUUUAGCAACUUGUCCUACCAAUACUUUCUGAGACUCUUUUCAGCCAAAUGGCAAUCACAUUCCUAGCUGCUCUCAGCUAGAAGGAUCACCCAUCAGAGACAUUUUCUUCGUGUUUCUGACACUCCCACCUGUUGAAGAAGAAAAAAAAAACACAGGUCAUCCAAGCCAAUGAACUUAGAUUCUCAUGUGGAAUGAUUUAUGUAUUUUAAACAAAGCCUUCAUCUUAUUUAGAAAUCACUUGUGUGAGGCACUCUUUUGAAAAUGUUCUCCUCAUCUGGAAAAUAAUUUGGCUGUAUAAUUGUGGUAUUCAGGAAGUUAGGGCAGGUGUUUAGGUGGAAGAGCAGAAGGGAGUAUUCCAAUGAGGCUGAAGAGUGAGGGGAAUUGACCCCCUGGGAGAAGGGAAGGCAUGUCAGGGCCCUCCUUUUAACAGGAAAGGAUUGAAGAAGGCAGUGACCCUGAGAGAAGAGGAGAAGCCAGGCCUGGGCGCCAAACACUUUUGGGCCUGUUGCUUUGAAGGGUAAAAAGAGUGGCCGUAAUAUUUCUCCUGACCCAGCAGAUUUGAAAAGAUUCCUCCAGCGGACGGUGGAAAGCCCCUUGCUUCCUCAGCCAUUCAGUCUGAUUUCUGAAAUAACUAUGCUAUUUCCUGGUUGUGGUGAAGUGGCAGGGCCUGAGGGUUUGAUCAGCUUUUCAUGGGCUAUGGCCAUUAGUGGGGUUGGGGUGCAGGUGGGAGUUUGUUAACACAAGAGCUUGUUAUUCACGGAGCUUCAGGCCCUGGUUUGGAAAUGUUAACCAGCCAGCCAGCCACGGGAGCUGGAAUUCCUUAACUAUUGUCAGAGACAGAGUGCAAAGGGAUUUGUCUGAUUGAACAUCCUGCAUUUGAAGAUGACCUGGACCUGCCUGCAUCCCGCAUGGCAGAGGUGGAUAUUUGGAAGGUGAGUUUGCUCAUGUUUCCUCUUCUCU
Messenger RNA from Pongo pygmaeus (Bornean orangutan), 3108 nucleotides. It is a transcript of the gene ICA1, whose product is annotated as islet cell autoantigen 1. Lineage: Eukaryota; Metazoa; Chordata; Mammalia; Primates; Hominidae. Gene Ontology annotation, cellular component: Golgi apparatus. Gene Ontology annotation, molecular function: protein domain specific binding. The record is from RefSeq and is a predicted model, not a curated record. The transcript is spliced from 14 exons. Gene Ontology annotation, biological process: regulation of transport. The coding region runs from base 170 to 1516 and encodes 448 amino acids.